Hydatigera taeniaeformis is the source of this 1557-nucleotide messenger RNA. The record is from the annotation of a GenBank genome assembly. NCBI's taxonomy places the organism in Eukaryota, Metazoa, Platyhelminthes, Cestoda, Cyclophyllidea, Taeniidae.
AUGCAUGUGCGUGUGGCUAUGGCACAGGUGGAGGAGAGGGUGGACGGGUGCGGCGGCGGUGGUGGCGGCGGCGGUGGCGACGGCAGCGGUGGUGGCCCUUCAAAAGACUUGGAUAUAGUGGAAGUAGUGGGAAGCCGUGCCAUCUCCAAGUACUACAAAGGUAAAUCCGUGCAUUGUAGCGGUCUUCAUCGAUACCCACGCACGAAAGCCCUGGAGAAGGAGCGUUUUACACCAAACGAGUGUGUCUACGCCAAGUAUCGCUAUGGAUUGGGACGAAAACAACUGGAGUUUUGCCAUCAUCCCGAGGGCAGCUUUGCUAUGCAUGCAGUCCUUAAGUCGGCCCAAGCAGUCAUCUACUACUGUCCCCACAUCUUCAAGGACCGACGCUGGAAUUGCUCCUCAGUGGAAUACCUUCCCAAAGCCACACCUGAUAUAGCUAGAACAACCCGAGAGAAAGCAGCGAUGCACGCAUUAGCCAGCGCUGCGCUCAUGUUUGAGAUAGCCCGCCGCUGUGCGGAGAAUAAGAUAAUGGACUGCGAGUGUGGCCGAGUUGACAACUGGAACGUGCCUCCACAACCUCAGGACAUUGAUGAUCCCGGACCUAGUGAUGGCAAUCAACCGCAAGACGUGCCAGUGCAGUACCAUUGGGGCGGAUGUUCUGAUAAUGUCGAGGCCGCAAAGACGUAUACGCAGGCUUUUCUCGGUUUCCCUUCGGAAAAUAGACCGCAGCGAAGGCGAAGCAGAUAUGCUAUGGACGUUUAUGGUCGCUAUAAUAGAGUGCCCAGACAGACAGUAAAACCAACGAAAAAACGGAACUCGAGGAGGAAAACAAAGAAGAUUGUCAACCUUCACAACUAUAAGGCUGGAAUAAAGAUAAUUGAGGAUUCGCAGCGGACAAGGUGCAAAUGUCAAGGCGUAAGCGGCAGCUGUGCUCACAAAAUAUGCUUCAGGCAACUGCUGCGAGUGGAUUCAGCUCAGCUACAGGACAUAAUCCUUCAGCGCUACAUGAUGGCGCGAUAUGUCUCUGUCGAGUAUGGAAACCUCUUAAUCGCUAAGGAAUACGAAUAUGGCUCCUACACGCCUCGAGUAAUUCAUUACAGUGAACUGGCGUUCGCAGAACACUCCCCGGACUUCUGCGAACCCGACCCGCGACUUGGCUCUGUUGGAACAAAAGGAAGGUAUUGUUCCACAAACGACACAGAAAGAAUGCAAUCCAACCACUGCCAGAAUAUGUGCUGUGGCAGGGGGUACGUGACUUACGAGGAGACAACAUUCACCAACUGCAACUGUCGUAUAACCAAGGAUUUCAGAGUAAUAUGUGACAAGUGUCCCCGAGUUGUCCUACGAAACAUUUACUCGCAACAGGCUUUACCGGUGGCGCUGAAGAAGCGUCUUUCCUUCAAAUUCGUCCGACACUACAAGAAGGUUAAGUUUGAGGCCACAUCCAUCAGAGAAGUCAGUUAUAUCCUUAAAACUUCCAUUAUCGAAGCUGUGCUCAUACCAAAUGCACAGGAUGCAGAGCAGAAAUUCGCUCCCGAACCGAGUCCUCCGUGGUAG